AUGAAACAAAGAAUUACUAACCUUGAUCUUCUGAUCUUAACGUCAGAGUUUCAAAGUCUUGUAAAUUAUAGACUUCAAAACAUUUACAAUGUUUUACAUUCAUCGAGACAAUUCUUAUUGAAAUUCAGUAUUCCUGACUCCAAACAUAUAAUGGUGGUAGAGUAUGGGAAUCAUGUGCAUUUAACAGACUUUGAGCGUCCUACAGAACCAACUCCUUCGGGAUUUGUCACCAAAUUGAGGAAACAUUUGAAAACUAGAAGAUUGAGUGCCAUCAAACAAAUUGGCAAUGAUAGAACUUUAGUUUUACAAUUCAGCGAUGGGAUGUUCUACCUUGUUUUCGAAUUCUUCAGUGCCGGUAACAUUCUUCUUUUGGAUGAGAAUAAAAGAAUCAUGAUUUUACAAAGAACCGUCAAUGAUGAAAAGGUUGAUAAGUAUGCUGUCAAUGAGAUUUAUCAUAAAUUCGAUGAUACUUUGUUCCAACCUCAAGAAUAUCAACCUAGACAAUACAGUGAAGAUGAUGUGAAACUUUGGAUCGACCAACAAAAGGAGAAAGCAGCAAGUACCAGUAAGAGAAAUAAAAAUUACAGUAUUCAAAAAUUAUUGUUCAGUAAGAUUAGUCAUUUAUCAUCAGAACUCAUCUUGAAGAAUUUGGUGGAGAGGAAAGUUGAUACCACGAAACAGUUGGAUCAAUUUGAUGAUGAAGAUUUGUCUAACAUCAUUGUUGCAUUGAAUCAAUGUGAAGAUACCUAUGUUAAAUUCAUUUCUUCACCCACCUCAGGUUAUAUCGUCACCAAGAAGAACCCCAAUGCCAACGAUGAAACCCCUGAAGACUUAAAAUUCUUAUAUGAAGAUUAUCAUCCUUUUGAGCCGUACAAACCCGGAGAUUUCAAAAUAGAGAAGAUUGAAGGAUCUUAUAAUAAAGCCUUAGAUAAAUUUUAUUCCCACAUAGAAUCCAAGAAGAAUGAAUUGAAGAUCGAACAACAAAAGGCAGCAGCAGAGAAAAGAUUGAAUCACGCUAAGAAUGAAAGAACCAAACAGAUCGAAAACUUACAACGUGAAGCUGAGUUGAACAUUAAAAGAGGUGAUGCCAUCAUUUUCCAUGCUGAUUUAGUUAAGCUGUGUGUUGAGUCGGUGAAGACCUUGAUCGAUCAAUCAAUGGAUUGGAAGAAUAUCGAAAGUUAUAUUGAUUUGGAGAAGAAGAAUGGGAAUCCUAUUGCCGAGGUUAUUCAAUUACCAUUGAAGUUAUUGGAAAACAAGAUUAGAUUAAGUUUACCAGAUGACGAUAGUUUCGAACCAAUGGUCGAAGACAGUGAUUCAGAUAGUGAUAGUGAAUCAAGUAGUGACAGCGAAAGUGAUUCUGACAGUGAUAGUGAUUCUGAUAGUGAUAGUGAUAGCGAUUCUGAUAGUGACAAUGAUAGUAGAGCCAAAUCCAAAAAGACAAAACCUAAGAAGCAAACCCUUUCAGUAUGGAUAGACAUCACUCAAUCACCUUACGCCAAUGCUAAACUUUACUUUGACUCUAAAAAAACUGCUGAAACCAAACAGGCCAAAGUAGAGAAAAACACAGGUUUGGCAUUAGAGAAUGCUCAACGUAAGAUAGCCCAAGAUUUGAAACGAUCAUUAGCCAAAGAAUCUGAAUCCUUAUCGUUGAUUAGAGAUAAGUUCUGGUUCGAGAAAUUUUACUGGUUUAUCACUACUGAUGGUUAUUUAUGUCUUUCAGGUAGAGAUGAUCUUCAAACUGAUAUGAUCUAUUAUCGUUAUUUCAACGAUAAUGAUUGGUUUGUUAGUUCCGAUAUUGAAGGAGCAUUCAAAGUAUUUAUUAAGAACCCCUAUAAAGGAGAGUCCGUACCUCCAUCAACCUUAUGGCAAGCAGGAAUGUUUGCAUUGAGUUCAUCAGUUUCUUGGACUAACAAAUCUUCAAGUUCAGCAUGGGUCUUACCUGGAAACCAAGUAUCCAAAAAAGACGUCGAUGGAAGUCUAUUAUCAGUUGGUAGAUUCAAUUUUGGUAAAAAAGACCAUAUGCCACCUGUACAAUUAAUGAUGGGAUUAGGAUUCUAUUUUGUUGGUGACGAAGAUGUUGUCAAACGUAGAAGAGAAAAGAGAGUGAAAAGAGAAGAAGAUAUUGGAUUGAAAGUUGUAUUAGAUAACAAAAAAGCUGAUAUUGAUGAUUCAGUUAUCAGACAAAAGAUUUUGGAACAAGAAAAAGCUGAAAAGGAAGGAGAUGAAGUAGAAAAACCAACCAAGGCUGAAGAAGAAGACGAAGGUGAAGUAGAACAACGCCAACAAGAAGAUUCUGGAUCCACUGAUUCAAUAACUAAAGACUUGUCCAAAUUGAAUAUUGUCAAGAGAGGUAAAAAAUCCAAAUUGAAGAAAAUGGCCAAGAAGUAUGGUGAUCAGGAUGAAGAAGAUAAGUUGAUGGCCAUGGAAGCUUUAGGAACUUUGAAGCAAAAGCAACAAUAUGAAGAAGAACAGAACGCUAAACCAGAACCAACAUCCCAAUUUGAAUCAAGAGACAAGUUCUUAGCUAAAAAGAAGAAACAAGAUGAAAAAGAAGUUAGAAAGUAUUUAUUGAAUCCUAGUAACGAGGAAUUCAAUUUCUUAGAAGAUCUUGAUUGUCUUUUAUCCAAACCAUCAGCCAAUGAUACUUUAGUCAACGUUGUACCAGUUUUUGGUCCAUAUUUCUCCUUAUCUAAAUUCAAAUACAAAGUCAAAAUUCAACCUGGGAAUAAUAAAAAAGGAAAGAGUAUCGACGAAAUGUUGACUUAUUUCAAUAAUAGGAAGAUUGGUAAUAAAGAUGAGAGUGAAAGUGAUUGGGCAAAUGAAAGAGAAUUCAUCAAGCAAUUGAAAAAUAAUGAUAUUCUCCCAACAUUACCAUUAUCUAAGUUAAAAGUAGUAAUCCCCUCUGAUGCUAAAGGUGGAGCUUCAAAAGGAGGAGCUUCUAAAGGAGCAAAAGGAAAGGCUAAACCUAAAGCUAAAGGGAAGAAGAAGUAA
Yamadazyma jaroonii is the source of this 2991-nucleotide messenger RNA. Lineage: Eukaryota; Fungi; Ascomycota; Pichiomycetes; Serinales; Debaryomycetaceae. The record is from the annotation of a GenBank genome assembly.